AUGGGUUUCGGAGAUUACCCUAAGGAAUAUAAUCCUGCUGUCCAUGGGCCGUACGACCCGGCUCGUUAUUAUGGCAAACCUGAUACUCCAUUCAGUCAAGUGAAACUGAAUGAGGUCGGUUCUUGGUUGGCUCGCAGGAAUAAGACCCCUUCUGCUAUGCUUGGCGCGUGCAGCCGAGCCUGGUGGAGGUGGCAACACAAGUAUGUGCAGCCCAAGAGAGUAGGCAUGGCCCCAUUCUUCCAGUUGCUGGUGGGCAGCAUGACUUUCUUCUAUGUUAUUAACUAUGGCAAAAUGAAGCACCACAGGAACUACAAAUACCACUAA
This is a messenger RNA of Arctia plantaginis, 324 nucleotides long. The record is from the annotation of a GenBank genome assembly. Lineage: Eukaryota; Metazoa; Arthropoda; Insecta; Lepidoptera; Erebidae.